Molecule: messenger RNA, 850 nt
Organism: Rhagoletis pomonella (apple maggot)
Lineage: Eukaryota; Metazoa; Arthropoda; Insecta; Diptera; Tephritidae
Product: neprilysin-1-like
Exons: 2
Source: RefSeq, a predicted model, not a curated record
CGCCACGCGAGUGCAGUACAGUAAAGUUAAGAACCAAGGCAAGGCACAACGAGAAGUGACAUCUGCAGAAAUUUGAAACCAGUUAGUGAUAAAACGUCGAAUACCAAUUACCAAUGACAGCAGCUGCUAAAGCGCAAAGCAAUUCAGACUAGAAAGCAGAAGUUUAAUUUCCAAAAAAAAAGUUAAUAUUCGAAUCAAAAGUUUACUCACGCCAGUCGUCGCUUGCAAAACCACACCCACUGAUAGUAGGUAGCUGUUAUGCCCGAAACGAAUAAAUUGUUGAAUAAUGGUUAUCUACGCACACCGCAUAUCUUUGGCGUAAGCAGCGGUGCAACAAUGGAGGACGGCGGGGCAACAACUGCCGUUUCGCCGCUGCUCAGCGACAGCGGCGACAUCGCCACCACUACGCUUAUAGAUGACAAAUUGUCUAACCUACAACAGAAUAGCAAUAAUUUAAACAACAGCGCAGCGAACAAUGGACCGCAUGUCAAAUUGCCCACAGUGGUGUAUUUAGGCGCUGACAGUGGUGGCGGCGGUGGCGGCGGUGGUGUUGGAGGAGUUGGUGUGAGCAUCAACAGCGGUACCGGUGCAACGCGCACUACACUUCAGCGGAACGCACCCUCGCCCUACCAAAGCACCACAACACCCAUGCAUCAGCAUAGCGAUUGGCUGAUGAAGGAGCCGACACAAAGACGGCGCUUGCUCAUCUUAGCUGCAGCUUUCAUGGUGCUCGGCGCUGCGAUCGGUGCAUUGGCGAUCUAUUUUGCUGGCAGCUAUCGUUGUCACUCGUUGCCCACCGCUGACACGGAAGUAAGCGUUGACAGCAGUAGAUUGGAUACUGAAUACGGAG